UGAAUUCAAAUAUUCAUUAAUUAUAAUAAUUUUAUAGCAUUUAAAAGACUGAUAAGAUGGAUCCCAGAUUUUGUGCCCAGGACAUUAUCAGAUGUAACCUCUGUGAAGACACAGUUGUACAAAUGUACUGUAACGUUUGUGCCAUGAACCUGUGUAAGGGUUGUGUUGGGGAACACAUCUCUGAUGCCUCUAAAAAUCAUAGUGUGGUUCCUUUUGCUUUGAGAAGAUCCAAACUUGUGUAUCCUCAGUGUCUAAUCCACUCUGAAGAGAACUGUGAAAUGCACUGUGAAGAUUGCAAGACUCCAGUGUGUCCAAAAUGUGUUAUUUCUGAAACACAUACGAGACAUCAUUUCAGAAGUCUGAAAGAUUUACUGACCUCAAAGAAAGAAAUUAUUGAAAACGAGAGAAAAAGAUUGCAAGAAAUAGUUUACUCAAAAAUCGUGAAAAAUGUAGCUGAUAUACAAACCCAGCUAAAUGAUAUAGACAGAAAAUAUGAGAAACUUACUUCAGAAGUCACGAAACAUGGAAAAGAAUGGCACAAAGAAAUUGAAAAAGUUGUAGAGGGAAAAAAGAAAGAAAUCAAUAAGAUGAGAAACCAACACAUAUAUGCCCUAAAGAAACACCUCACAGAUAUUAUGAAACUCGUCGCUGACGUUAAACAGUCAAUAUCAGAAAUUGAGGAAAUUCUUCAAUCCAAUGACGUAAGCAAACCACUUUAUCAUGAGAUAAACUCAGAAAAAUUCACCAAACCUCCAUCAAAACUAAAAAUCGAGUUUCCUGUGUUUACUGGCAAUCAUAACCUAGGGAAAUGUUUACAGUUAUUUGGUCAUAUAUCACCAUUAUCCAUUGCAUCAGAAGAUCUUGGUUACACAAUGGUGGCAUCAAAAGCUUUUUUUAUACCCCGUCCUCAAGUAAAACCACUGCUUGAUAAACAAGAGCUCAUCACCACCAUAGACACUGGGUAUAAAUAUCUAACCAGUGUUACCUGUCUCAGUGACGAAGAAUUCUGGACAUGUGGAGAAGAUAAGAUUAUGAAACUCUACAACCUCCAGGGAAAACUUAUGAAGUCAAUCGAAACCAAGUCUGGAAAAAGCCCAAGUGACAUAGCAGUGACAAGGAGUGGAGAUUUAAUUUAUAUUGAUACAAGUACUGUAAACAUAGUGAAGAAUAAACAGAUACAGGAGAUGAUCAGACUUCCGGGUUGGAUACCUAACAAUGUCUGUAGUACCCCCUCGGGUGACCUCCUGGUUACCAUGGACAGUGAUGAUAAUGAACAAGCAAAAGUUGUACGUUACUCUGGCUCCACAGAGAAACAAACCAUUCAGUUUGACAGUAAAGGCCAACCUCUGUAUUCGUCCGGUGAUCUUAAAUUCAUCAAUGAAAACAAGAACCUUGAUAUCUGUGUGGCUGACUAUGGAGCCCAUGCAGUCGUGGUGGUUAAUCAGGCAAAACAGCUCCGAUUUAGAUACACUGGCAAUCCCUCUACUACCAAAGGACCAUUCAAUCCAGCUGGCAUCACAACUGACAGCCAGAGUCAGAUCCUGACAGCGGACUUUACCAGCAGCUGUGUCCAUAUCCUAGAUCAGGACGGACGAUUCCUCCGUAACAUUGAUAACUGUUAUUUAUACCGUCCAUGCAAUUUGUGUGUAGACACCAGAGACAACCUCUUUGUGGCUGAAUGUAAGAGUGGUAAAGUGAAUAAAAUCAAAUAUUUGUAAUCAAUUGAUGCUUGCUAAAUCUUAUUUCCAUGCAUUGCGAUAUUAAAGGUACGUGCUCAAAAUU
Messenger RNA from Saccostrea cuccullata (small rock oyster), 1782 nucleotides. RefSeq lists its product as uncharacterized. Bases 57 to 1718 code for a protein of 553 amino acids. Lineage: Eukaryota; Metazoa; Mollusca; Bivalvia; Ostreida; Ostreidae. Gene Ontology annotation, molecular function: zinc ion binding. The record is from RefSeq and is a predicted model, not a curated record. The transcript has a single exon.